Rotaria sp. Silwood2 is the source of this 1716-nucleotide messenger RNA. The record is from the annotation of a GenBank genome assembly. Lineage: Eukaryota; Metazoa; Rotifera; Eurotatoria; Philodinida; Philodinidae.
AUGUUUUCAUUAAGUCAGUAUUAUUUAUUUCAUCAUUUAUUAACGUUUGAUGAUUUAUCAAAAAAAGCAGAAUGUAAAAAUAUAAAAUUUAAACGUGCUUUUGAAUUUCUUCAAUUACUUUUUCUUCAACGUGUUUAUGGCAUUGAUAUAAUAACACGGUCAUCAAUGCGACAAUUAUUUAAACAACAACAAGAUCAAUUUGAAGUAUUUCUUGGGGGUUCAUGUAAUCCAACAACAUGGAGAUAUGAACAAGCUAUUCCUUAUUUCCAGUUCCAUUCGGUUUCUUAUUAUAAUCCUCAAGUUGCAAAUUGGACACCAGAUUUAGUUGAAAUUGAACAUAGUGCAAAAGAAUCAGCAGAACUUUUAUUUUUUGUUAUUGAUCAUGACACACGGUCAUUAGCAGCUAUAGCUGAAGUAUGUUAUUUAAUCGCACGUGACCGAACUACUAUUGUUGUUACGAGUCCAAUGCCAAAAGAUAAAUAUCAAACGAAAUUUAUUCAACAAAAAAAUUCUUUUAAUGAACAAGACAAUGAAAAUGAUUAUGAAAAUGCUUGUCAAGCAAGAGAAACAUUAAGAAUUUUACUUCAAAUAAAAAAUAUACCUGUUUUUGAUAAUGUUAAAGUAGGAUUAAAAUGUGCAGGAUUUCUAAUUAAAAAUAGAAAACAAACUAUUACUAAUUUUCCUCGUUCACCUUCAAAUAAAACCAGUUUUGAAUCUCCUGAUAAUUUCUAUCGUGAACAAUCUCGAUCAACAGAAACAACUUUAUCGUCUUCAGUUCCAGCUUAUCGACGUCAUAGUGCCACAUCAAUAACGCAUACAAUUCGUCCUUUAUCAUCUUUAAAUCCAUUUAUUCGUUCAAUUAAUUUUACUACUGGUCUUCAUUAUCGUCAACCACCAAUUUGUGCAAAAUCACAAAUAUCAUGUUCAACAAUUGAGAGUGAUGAUGAUGGUUAUGGCUCAUUAAUAUCUAGUAAUUACACAUUAUCUCGAUCAGCAUCAUCAUGUGUAACUUCCGAUUUUUAUGAAUGUUCUACUGAUCAUCAAUUUGAAAACAAUUCUUUAAUAUUUUAUCAGCCUAUUUCUAUAUUAAAUAUUAUGACAUCAAUUUUUUCUACAUAUAUUUUAUUUGUGCAUUUUCCCACAACACCAAGUUCAUUAAUAACACAAUCAAUUUAUAUUCUCUGUACAGUAACUUAUCGUUUUAUAUAUUCUCUUUUUUCUUCUGUGAAAAAUAUGGUAACAUCAAAUAAAGAAAUUGUUCAUUUCAAUUCUUCGACCUACAUGUUCGAUCUUUAUAUAGCUUCCGGCGAUCAUGAUGAACAUUGGUUAGACACAUAUGUAUUACCGACGCUAAAAGAACUAAAUGUAAAAUAUAUAAAACGACAAACUUGUUAUGAUAAUGAUCAAUUAGAUGUUGUUUAUAAUAUUUAUGUACGUAAACGUUCACGCUUAUUAUAUUAUUUAAUAAAUGAUAAUGAACGUCUUUCAAAUCUUGUUAGUGAACUUGCGUAUCUUAUUGGUGAACGUAAAUAUCAUAUUAUUGUUUAUUUACAAUCAACGAUUGAUGAAAAUUCAGAUAAAAUCUUAACAAAACAUGAACGGCAAGAUAUUGAACGUUCAAGAAAAUAUCUUGAAGAUUUAGCAAAAAAAGAGAAUAUUUUAUUAUGUCAAUCACGUGAACAAAGUUGCCAACAUGUUUUAGCUUUUUUUCUUUAA